AUCGUCAUAUACUCUUGUUGCACAGUCGACCCUCAGCGCCGCCGCCGAGCAGCCAUUGUGCAGACAGCCACGCGUUACAGCCGCAGCGACCGCACACUGCCCUCGCAGCCUGUCUCACCCUCCAGAUCUGAACCCUCGCGUCCCCCGCAAUCCGCACUGGACGCAUGUCCCACCACACUUCUCGAGCCCUGAAUCGAGUACCACCACCGCCGCGACGCACGUUUUCCGUGACCGGCGAGCAUUUUUUAUUCGGAUAAAGAGCUCUCGUCUUGCUGUAGAAGUAUUUUGCAGUGCCCGCGUUAACCGAUGAAGCCACAGGAUGGCUCUCUCCCAGAGGAACCCUACUUCGCAACCCUCGGCAGCCCGACUGACCAUGUCUCGCUCACUAAAAACAAGAGCAUGUCGAACCUGCUCUCUCACGCCAUGUCCGCCCCGCCCGUAAUCGACACUACCAAGCGCAUGAGCUUCGAUGCGGGCCAGCUCAGCCGUGUCACCAGGUCGCCCAUUGUGUCCGAGCACGAGCAUGGCCUGGGAGCGUCUGGCCUCCGCCGCAUCCGCCAGCAGCCACCGAGGCAGCUGCCGCCCACCCAGCGCAGCGCCUCGCUGAACGUCAGCACGCCGCCCGCCUCGCGACCCCCUUCAGACGCUGCGCCGUCGGUGCCGGGAUCUCCGACCCUCGCCUUCGGCGAAGACCUCAUGCGCUUCCCCUCCGAGUCGCUACACUCGUUCUCGUUUGCGACGCAGUCCGACGAGUUCAUCCAUAACCGGCAGAAUGUCUUGAAGCGCUCGAUAGACUUCAUGCGAGACCGGCUGGGAUGGGCAGCUACGAACCCAGGCAUUGCGAACGCACAGGCGCAGCUGAGCGGGGAUCUCGAGGUGCAGAGCAUGAUGGAACUGCUGCAGAGGGCGAACCUGAUUGGGCAAGACGGCACAGGAGCACACGGGCUUGGGGCCCUUGGUCCCGUCACUGGGCCUGCAGACAUGUCUGGCGAGAAUCCCUUCGACAAGGGCUUCGAGGCACAGCGGUCUGCGAGCCCUGAGAGCAUGCUCCAGUCUGCAAGACCACCGGUACAUCGAGCCGCGACCGACAUCAGGGGCGGCACGGACAAGGACGACCAGGGAGUGCCGGCGCUCAGUCCCACGACCUUACACACAUCCCUGCCUCCGCAACGGCCGAACCGUCCGGCUUUGAAACGCACAUUGACCGACGUUGCAUCGCUCACGAUACAGAGUCAGCUUCACGAUGUCCUGGCCAAGCCUUAUCUGGUAGGCGAUCAGGUUCAGAGCAACUCGGUCAUAUCGCAAACGUCCAUUCCUGCUGUGCUACCUAGCUUCCAUAGCGUACAGGUACCCCUCUCUGCAGGACCGGCACCCCAUGGCCACGGCACUCGACAUGCUGCCGCGGCACAGGCUAUCUUCACGACCGAAGCAGAAGCUCCUUGGACGAUCACAUCCGCAAACGACUUGGCAUGCUUGGUGUUUGGUGUCACCAGGGCUGAGGUCCGCAAGCUGGGCAUCCUCGAAGUUGUUCGAGAGGACCGGCGGUCGUGGCUAGAAGGCAAGCUCAAAAACCCAGACUUGGGCUCCAAGGCGCAGGCAGCAUUGGCGCAAACAACCAAUCUCAAGGUCGGCAAUGGCCUGACUGCAAGGCUGUUGAGCAAGCCCUCAUCACGGACGACGGCUGCGAGGAAGGCAAAGACAGACGAUGGCAGUGGGUCGUCGUACUACAACGCCAAGAAGACAGGAAAGCUCAAUCACGAGUCGAAGGGUUCGAGAGGCGUACUGCUUUGCGGCGAUGUGAUUCCAAUCCAGAAGCGGAAUGGUGCCACGGGUGCAGCAAGCUUAUGGGUGAAAGAGAAGCGAGGUGGCCUCAUCUGGGUACUAGAAGAGAUAGCUGAGGAUGUCGUAUUCAUCAAUGUAGACGAAGUAGGUUGCGUCUCCAAGGGCUGGGGCGCGACCGAAGCCGUCUUCGGUAGUGACAGACUACGCAGAGGCAUGGAUCUCUUACGCCUGAUACCCGGGAUACCACGCCUCAAGGGCACCAACACUGGCGCCCUAGACUACGACGAGAUUGCUGAGGUACGCAGCUACACAGCUCGCACGUCAAACAGCAUCAAUAUCCCAGUCACGGUGGAAGCACUUCCUGAUGAGCCUACCUUCCGCGUCUCCAGCUUCCCACACAUUGCUGGAAUCCUCGUACUCAACUCUUCCGACCUCACAAUCACAAGCUCCAACUCGGUCUUCUCAGAAGCGUUGUUCGGGCAGCCACGACCCGAGACUCUGCACGUCAGCAAGCUCAUACCUGCAUUCGACAAGAUCUUGAACAUUAUGACGGACGAAGACAAAAUCGAACUGGUGGAUGGUAUUGUCAUCCCAGAGCACAGCUUCCGGCGUGCGCGAGCUUUGCUCGCCAUGCGGGAGGGCAGCGCAGAUGCAGCAGCCAUCUUCCUGAGGCCCAGUGGCCUCCCUGCUUUGCAUCGCGAUGGAUCAGAGAUCAUGGUGGAUGUGCAGAUGAGGGUCGUAAAGAGUGACAAGACACCCCGUUUCGAUGAGCAGGUGAUUGAGGAAGAGGGUGACUCACAUGCGCAACCAGACAAACCGCAGCUGGUGUACGCGUUGUGGGUGACCUAUUCUAGGCAACUGCACGCUACAAACCACGGCAUUGGUCCAGUCACACCGCUCAUAUCGCGUCCAGGGACACCACCGCAUCAACCUUCGCCCGGACAAACAAAUCUGAUCAUUCCCGAAGAGGCUGAGUCUUCUGACCAGUCGAAAGCAGGCACGCCGCCCGUCUCUCUGCUCUCGCAGCAACUGCAAGAAGCCGCAAAACCCUUGCCUCCACAAGAAACACCAGCACAUGCAAUGGCAGCGCCUCCUGCACCAGUCAAGGAGGCGCCGCCGGAGAAGAAGACCAUCAAUGACUUUAUCGUACUCGAGGAGAUGGGUCAGGGCGCGUAUGGUCAGGUUAAGCUAUGCCGCUACAAGAAGAACAGUAGCAAGAAGGUCGUUAUCAAGUUUGUCACAAAGCGGCGCAUCCUUGUCGACACAUGGACACGAGAUCGUAAGCUCGGCACUGUACCGCUAGAGAUUCACGUCCUCGACUUCCUACGCAGAGACGGCUACCAGCACCCGAACAUCGUUGAGAUGGCCGACUUCUUCGAGGACGAUGUCAACUACUACAUCGAGAUGGUGCCUCAUGGUCUCCCUGGCAUGGACUUGUUCGACUACAUCGAGCUCCGCGUCAAUAUGGAGGAGAAGGAGUGCCGCAAGAUCUUCGUCCAGGUCGCUGAGGCAGUGCACUUCCUGCACACUAAAGCCAAGGUCGUGCAUCGCGACAUCAAAGACGAGAAUGUAGUCCUAGAUGGUGACGGUAAUAUUAAGCUCAUCGACUUCGGCAGCGCAGCGUACAUCAAGAGCGGGCCUUUCGAUGUCUUCGUUGGCACCAUUGACUAUGCCGCCCCCGAAGUCCUCGCGGGCCGCUCCUAUCGUGGCAAAGAACAGGAUGUGUGGGCACUCGGCAUCUUGCUGUACACCAUCAUCUACAAAGAGAAUCCGUUCUAUAGCAUUGACGAGAUCAUGGACCACGAUCUGCGCGUGCCGUGGGUUAUGAGCGAGGAAAGCAUCGACUUGGUGAGGCUGAUGCUCGAUCGCGAUGUUGAGAAGCGAAUCACAAUCAGCCAGGUGUUGGAGCAUCCGUGGUGCGCUAGUGGCAAUGGAGAGGCGGAUGCGGGUCUGAGGUGAGACGCUGCGGUCGACUUUUUUUUUUUGAAGAGGAGUCGGGAUUUUCCUUUAGAACAGUCCAAGUAUCCGUGGGUUUGCUGCCUGGC
This is a messenger RNA of Didymella exigua CBS 183.55, 3827 nucleotides long. RefSeq names its product Pkinase-domain-containing protein. The record is from RefSeq and is a predicted model, not a curated record. The transcript is spliced from 3 exons. Gene Ontology annotation, biological process: protein phosphorylation; intracellular signal transduction; negative regulation of glycogen biosynthetic process. Gene Ontology annotation, molecular function: protein serine/threonine kinase activity; ATP binding. Bases 307 to 3741 code for a protein of 1144 amino acids. NCBI's taxonomy places the organism in Eukaryota, Fungi, Ascomycota, Dothideomycetes, Pleosporales, Didymellaceae. Gene Ontology annotation, cellular component: nucleus; cytoplasm; cytosol.